AUGUCGACCGACGCUGUCAGCGCUCCAGUCUCGGAGCCUGCACCUGUGCCGGCGCAAUCCACGACUGGUGACCACGACGAGGAGCCGACCCUUGGCCAGAUUGAAUGUGCAAAGCCCGCCUUCCUCCACUCACCCCCCGACAGCAACAAUGCGCCCAAGUCGGAAGCCAGCGACUCUGAGCUCAGCGACCUCGACGACGAUGCCGUUGACCCAUCUGCUGCUCCUGCGACCCAAGAUGAGGCGCCGCCGCCCGAGGACGACAUUGGCGAAGUCCUUCCCGACCACUGGUCCGGGACUGUCCCUGUCUUCAGGCCCACGAUGCAUCAGUUCAAGGACUUCAAGCUAUUCAUGACCAAAGUCGAUCAUUAUGGAAUGAAGUCCGGCAUCGUCAAGAUUAUCCCUCCUCCCGAGUGGAAAGAAAACCUCCCCCGACUCGACGACCUGGUGAAGCAGAUCCGAGUCAGAGAACCAAUUAAACAAGACAUUAUGGGAUCGAAUGGAACCUAUCGCCAAGUCAAUAUUCUUCAUCAAAGAUCCUACAACCUCCCGCAGUGGCGACAACUUUGCGACCAGAGCGAACAUCAGCCCCCAGCGCGGCGAGGCGAGCGCCGAGCCAACGUCGAAAAGCCGAAACCCCGAUCCGCCCCCAAACCUCGUACAGAAGCGAAAUCAACGUCGGCCGGGUCUAGAAAGCGGGGCCGAGGUCGACCGCGCCGGGGUAAGGCCAAGGGCAAGAACCAGGAUGAUGAGGACGAUGCCGAAGAAGAACAAGAGGAAGAGAAGCGACCGAUGACGCCUGUUUCCCCUAAGCCGGCUGCGGAUGCGGACCCCAAGGUCAAGGUCAAGAAAGAAGAAGUCGUCGACUCUGUAGAAGACCCGGGAAUGGAUGUUGACGAAGAUGAGCCACCAACCGUUGGCAGAAUGGGUCGGAUGGGUGGCGCGAGACAAGCAAAGCCAAAGACCCAGACUGUUUCGGCCCGUCGGAAGUACAGCAAGAGAGAAGGGUCCGCCAUGAUUGACGAAAAGGCGUUUGAAGACUUUGACUAUCAGAUGGAUGUCUCUGACUAUACCCCUGAGCGCUGUGAGGAACUCGAGAGGAUAUACUGGAAAACCCUCACGUACGCCCCGCCGUUGUACGGCGCAGAUCUCAUGGGUACUCUCUUCGACGAAUCGACAGAAAUGUGGAACUUGAACAAGCUUCCCAACCUGCUGGACGUUCUUGGGACAAAGGUUCCCGGCGUUAACACGGCCUACCUCUACUUGGGCAUGUGGAAGGCCACUUUCGCAUGGCAUUUGGAGGACGUCGAUCUUUACAGCAUCAACUAUCUCCACUUCGGCGCCCCUAAACAAUGGUACAGCAUUUCACAGGCUGACGCCCGCCGUUUCGAGGCUGCCAUGAAGAACAUUUGGCCCACGGACGCCAAGGCUUGCGACCAGUUCCUCCGUCACAAGGGAUUCUUGAUUUCCCCAUCGCACCUCAAGCAGCACUACAAUAUCACCGUUAAUAAGUGCGUUUCGUACCCGGGUGAAUUCGUCGUAACCUAUCCCUACGGUUACCACUCUGGAUACAACUUGGGCUACAACUGCGCCGAGGCUGUCAACUUUGCGCUCGACUCUUGGCUUCCCAUGGGCAAGAUCGCCAAACGUUGCGAGUGCGCACAGGCGCAAGAUAGCGUGUGGGUUGACGUAUACGAUAUCGAACGAAAACUCCGUGGCGAACCCACUCCCGAGUACGAGGAAACUGACGAAGAAGACGAAGAGGACGAGGAUGAGGAUGAAGACGACGCUACUGGCCUUCCGUCUCCUCCUGGUAGUAACGGCAUUGUCAAGUCGGCUCGCAAACGAAAGCGCGCUGCUGGGGACAAAGAAGGCAGGGCAAAGACCAAGCGGAUUCGUCUCAAGGUCAAGACGCGCGCAGAGCCGACGUGCUGCCUUUGCCCCAGCGAUAUCCCUGGUGCAGAAGUCCUGCCAACAGACGAUGGCCGCAAGGCCCAUCGGAUGUGCGCGCUAUACCUGCCCGAGACAUACAUCGAUACCGUCGACGACAAGGAGGUCAUUGCGAAUGUUGCCAACAUCAACAAGGAACGCCUGGAUCUCAAGUGUCUCUAUUGUCGGUCCAAGAAGGGUGCCUGCUUCCAGUGCUCCCAGAAGAAAUGUGCUCGGGCCUACCACGCCACAUGCGCGGCUGCCGCGGGUGUCUUUGUCGAAGAAGCCGAAGUCCCGGUCUUUGGCGAAGAUGGAACCGAGUACAAGGAGCAAGCGUUCGAGUUCAGCUGUCGCUUCCAUCGUACCAAGCGUGAUAGGAAACAUACUGGUGACUCCUUGGAGGAUGAUGUGCGGAUUCGCGAGGCUGCAGCAGCACUUACCAAGGGCGACAUCUGCCAGCUGCAGUACUUCAAGGGCGACAUCUUUGCCGGUGUCGUGGUUGAGAAUCGCGCCGAUGAGCAGAUGUUCCUCCUUGAUAUCAUUCCUAAUGGUGACCGUCUCGAGGUUGAGUGGAAGUGGCUUCUACUGCCCGACCCAUCUGACUACCACCUUCCAAAGGCGUCUUCCAAGGCUAUCCCGAUGCCAUCAUCGCAGAAGGCAAAGGAACGACUGAAUGCGAAGCGCCCUGCUGAUGAGAUUCCCCGCAAAGAUGCUCCCUUUGUUGAAGGCUACACAUGGGCAGAGUUCCAUCCAUGCAACGAGUGUACUAAUCCAAACCAGACCAAGGUUGAUCUGUCGAAGGACAGCCAAGUCUGGCACUAUCUCGGCAAGACGUCGACGGAGGCGAAGGCACAGUAUUCUGAUGAUCCCGCCAAGCAGCUGCACAAUCCCAAGAGCAACUUUCUUGACACCAUUCCCAAGCCUCCCAAGCCUGUUUCCGCAAGCACGUCGCAUCGCAGGGUGUCGGUUGUUCCCCCACAACCAGCCCCAUUGCCAGUGUUUACGCCUGGAGUCGCUGUUCAGAAUGGGCCCAAGUCGGAGAAGCCAUACGUAUACAAACCCAGGAAACCUGUCGAAACCAACUACGCUGGGACCGGUUCUUUCACCACGCAAAAGUCCACACCCAAGGCUUCUGCGCCCCCGACUCCCGGAGGACAGCAGAUCCACUUCGGAGCUGAUCCUCGAUACCCGAUCCCGGGUACCCAGUUUGUUCAACAGAAGUUUGCUCCCGACGUACAUCAACAAUAUAUGCCUCGUCCCGCUCCAGCUGGGCAGGGCUACUACGAGGCUCCGAACUCGAUGCAACGGUCGAGCCCGUACAGCACCCCGGGACCGCAACCCGUAGUCAGCGCGCGGUCCACGCAACAAACGUGGUCGACGCCGUCGCAGAACUCCAGACCUCCUUUACCACACAGUACUUCGCAAGGCUCAACUCAACAGAACCAUCGGAGAUACUCGGCCGCACCAACGCCUUCUGUUGCUAUGAAAUAUGCAUUCUUCCAGGUUCACCACAACAGAGACUCGAAGACGUACCGAACUCCCUAUGCUCCAUGGGGAGGAUUCACCAACGGAUAUGAAGGUAACCUCCGAGCUCAUCUCAUGAGGACGUCUCCAGAAGCCUUCUUCAAAAACCGGCAAGGCUCCAUUCAGGGAGGCACGCCGACACCCGCUCCGAACACGGGCCCGCAGGGACCUGCUUACGGCGGUCCAUACCACAACACACUCACGAAUGUCAUGCCUCAAGGUUCUAUCGGAAUGUAUGGUGUCAAAACAGCGGCCCCUUAUUCUUCACCAUCGCCGCAGGUCCCUCAGAAUCACGCCAGGACGCCAUCUUACUCAUCGAUAUCUCCCUCUCCUGCAUCAGGCAACUCUCGACCCAGCUCGCAUGGCCAAAGUCAGGGCUGGCAGCCGCAGCAGCCACAGUCGGCGCCGCUACAUCCGGCGAUCCGGCCGCAGUAUGGAGGUUGGGCAAACCAGCCACAACAGCAGCAUCCUCAGCCUCAACACACUCAACCAGCACAAUAUCAACCCUCGCAACAGCCUGUCUCUCAGCAGUCUCCUGCUAGCCAGCCUCAGUCUACCCAGACGAAAUCUCAGCCUGCAGCAAAGCCCGCUGCGCCGAAGGUGCAGUAUAAGAUCCCCGAGAAGCAGACACCGGUUCCCCUCCCGGCCAAGUAUCUCGCAGCCAUGGGCAAGAUGCCUUCGGCUGCUACUCCAUCCAAGACCAGUUCGAAAACAACUGGAGCGUCUGCGCAAGGUACGAACCCACCCCCGGCUGCUCGCCCCGGGAAGGAUGCAACCCAGGAACCGCCGACGGCAGCCACCAAUGGCUAUACCGCGCAAACGGCUUCUCAACCGUCAAAAUCAGCUGGCCCAACGACAGAGACGGCGCCUCCCGUAGCUCAAGCCCCCGUGUCGGUACCGCACACACCAGUGCCGGCUCCAACCUCUCGAAUGCCCUUUACGAAUCAAUCGAUGACUACGGCGUUCCCCCGACAGUCUACCCAGUCUCAAUCUCAGGCUUACGAUACGCCAUCAGCCCAGCCGUUCCCUCCCGCGAGCCGACCACGGACUGAGCAUCUCAACCCAGCAGAGCUCUUGGCCCAAUUUGCCCUCACCCCGCGCGUGAAUCCGCCGACGCCUACAGCACCUUCCCAUCAGUCCGCACCGUCGCCGGUUCCUCUACAGACAGCUGCCAUGCCAGGCUACCAGAGUCACGGUUCAAACUGGGGACCGACGCAGCAGCAGCAGCAGACACAGCAGCCCCAAGCCUGGGCGCCCCCGCCGGGACAUUGGCAGCCUCCACAUCAUCAGCAGUACCACCAGCAUCCUCCGCCACAGCAAUACCAACAGCAUUAUCGACAGCAGAAUCAGCAGCAGCCGCCACCACCGCCGCAACAACAACAUCAAAUGCAAGCGCAGCCAUCGUUACCCCCGCCCCAUCAAACUCCUGAGGACGACGUUCCUCUGCCCGAUGUGCCUACGGACUCAACGGCCAUCGUCGAGAGGAUGAUGCAGAAUCUCCGCCGCGCUGCGUUCCAAGGCUGA
Molecule: messenger RNA, 4974 nt
Organism: Colletotrichum abscissum
Lineage: Eukaryota; Fungi; Ascomycota; Sordariomycetes; Glomerellales; Glomerellaceae
Product: JmjC domain-containing protein
Exons: 5
Coding region: 1-4974 (1657 amino acids)
Biological process (GO): chromatin remodeling; regulation of gene expression
Cellular component (GO): nucleus; chromatin
Molecular function (GO): histone H3K9 demethylase activity; histone H3K36 demethylase activity
Source: RefSeq, a predicted model, not a curated record